Messenger RNA from Truncatella angustata, 341 nucleotides. RefSeq lists its product as uncharacterized. The coding region runs from base 93 to 341 and encodes 82 amino acids. The record is from RefSeq and is a predicted model, not a curated record. Lineage: Eukaryota; Fungi; Ascomycota; Sordariomycetes; Amphisphaeriales; Sporocadaceae. The transcript has a single exon.
UCUUUCUCCUUCUCUACCCUGCUUGACUGCCCCCACUGUAUCUGACUGUCCAUAGGGGUAUGUAAGUAAAUACAGUACAGUUGUAGUCGGUCAUGGCAGCUUGGCCAUCUCUGUGCCGUUUCUGGUUCGUCGCUGUCGCUGUCGCUGUCGCUGUUGUGUUGGCGACCAAUCAGGGUCUUGUCACUGUCAGGCACGGAAACGAGAAUCACGGACAAACCUGUCAGAUUGUGGAGACAGCUAGAGUGGCCGAUUUCGUGGUCCUGCAAGCAAUGUGGAUCAAGUGUGGAGACAUUGCACCAAUACUAUACUUAGCUGGUUCUGCUUCCACGAAAUCAGAAUGA